AUGGUGAUGCCGGUUGGAGAUUAUAGGUUAUACAGAAAUUACAAUAACAUUUAUUUUCAGUCGUCGAGUGAAGGCAUACCUCCGAAUCCUGCUCCUGCAGCGGUGAUACCACAGCCUCCAGGAUUCCCGACAGCAACUCCGGGUUUUGUAGCGCCCAUGAUACCCGCAGCGUCUUUUAUUCCACCGUCGCUUCACUCUACCUCUGGACCUACGGGUAUCAUACCUUCGCAGUAUUCAAUUCCGCCCCCUGCGUAUGGGUUCCCGAUGAGUGCACCACCUCAUCAUGUUCAUCAUCACGAAGCUGGUGUCAUAGACGAAUUAAAGACUCCCAACGAACUUCUGUUGUCCCAGUGCCCCUGGAAAGAGUACAAAUCCGAGAAUGGUAAAAUCUAUUACCAUAAUGUCGCAACAAAAGAGUCAAGAUGGACGAUUCCAAGCGAAUUGGAAGACUUGAAGAACAAAAUAAUCGCCGACGAAGCGAACGCUGGUACCAAAUCAGCGCCAGUGAUUGACGGAGACGCGCCACUGCCGACCAGUAAGUCCAGCCAAGAUAGUACCAAUGGUAAUAAAUCAGCUAUUGAUCAAGCCAUAGAAGCAACUUUAGCUGCCAUAGAUAUUCCCACGCCUCCGAAUACCAUCAGCACAACAACAGCUAACUCCACGACAGCUGCCACCACUUCUACUGCACCAUCCAGUAAAUUAGUAGCUGCAGAUGAGGACAGCAAUAACUCCGCCAAGGGGUCUGCCAAUGGAGCCAGCGGAGCUGGAAGUCGCACGAGCACUCCAGAACCUAAAUUACAGUUCAAAGACAAGAAGGAAGCCAUCGAAGCUUUCAAAGAACUUCUCAAGGAACGCGAUGUUCCUUCCAAUGCUACCUGGGAGCAGGCCGUAAAAAUGAUCCAGAACGACCCUCGGUAUCCGCAAAUGAAGAAGCUGAAUGAGCGUAAGCAGGCCUUCAACGCCUACAAGACCCAGAAGCUGAAGGAAGAACGGGAGCAGGAGAGACUAAGACUCAAGAAAGCCAAGGAAGACCUCGAGCAGUUUUUGCUAGACAACGAAAAGAUGACCAGUUACACUAAGUACUACAAGUGCGAAGAAAUGUACGGCGGGAUGGAAAUAUGGCGCGCUGUUGGUGACCCAGACCGACGCGAUAUCUAUGAGGACGUUAUCUUUAAUCUGGCCAAGCGUGAGAAAGAGGAAGCUAAGCAGCUGAAGAAGCGGAACAUCAAGAAGCUGGCCCAGGUCUUGGAUACUAUGACUGAUGUUACUUAUCGCACAACUUGGCAAGAAGCCCAAGCUCUGCUGCUGCAGUACUCGCCUUUUGCAGAAGACGCCCAUCUGCUGGAGAUGGACAAAGAGGAUGCGCUCCAGGUCUUUGAUAAUCAUAUAAGACAGCUGGAGAAGGACGAGGAGGAGGAGAAGGAGCGCGAGAAGAAGAGGAGAAAACGCCAGGAGCGGAAAAAUCGUGAUGGGUUCAUCAGUUUGCUCGAUGAACUUCAUGAGCAAGGGAAGCUUACUUCCAUGUCGCUCUGGGUGGAGCUCUAUCCCAUGCUGUCUGCUGAUCUUCGGUUCUCGACGAUGCUCGGGCAACCUGGCUCCACGCCGCUGGACUUGUUUAAAUUCUAUGUCGAGGAUUUGAAGUCCAGGUUCCAUGAUGAGAAGAAGAUCAUUCGGGAGAUACUUAAGGACAAGGGCUUUGAUGUUCAGGUUAACACUACUUUUGAAGAAUUCGCGACUGUCGUGUGCGAAGACCGCAAAUCGGCGACUCUGGAUGCCGGGAAUGUCAAGCUGACUUAUAACUUGCUCCUGGAGAAGGCCGAGGCUAGGGAAAAGGAACGGGUUAAAGAAGAAACUAAGAAGUUCAAGAAAUUGGAGGCUGCUUUUAAAACUCUGCUGAAGAGUCUACCGGUUGACUACCAGAUGAGCUGGGAAGACGAUGUCAGGCCCAAGAUUGAAGACUCCGGUGAUUUCAAGGCUAUUGGAAGCGAGAGCGAGAGGCUGAGGAUAUUCAAGGAAUACCAGCAUGAGCUGGAAGAAAGCUGCAGUCAUCACCAUAUCAGGAGCAAGAAGAAGAAACCUAAAAAGGUCAAGAGGAAGUCCAGGUCCAGGAGUCCUUACAGUGAACAGUCUGCUGCUAAUGAUGAUAAUGAACGGGGGAAGAAAAAAAGGAUGAAGUCCAGGUCGUUGAGUGUCCAGAGCAAGUCUGACGACAGCUCGGAAUCCACUGCUGAAAGCAGCAGCAAGAGGUCCAAGCGGCCCAGAAAGAGCAAGAAGAAACGCGCUCGCAGUCAUUCUAGGUCCCAUUCUCGGAUGCCGUCUUCGGAGGAAGACACGCCGCCCAGCGAGCGCAAGAGGAAGGAAGAAAAGCGGGCCAGGUCAGGCUCUGCGGUUGCUGCUGCUGCUGCUGCUGCUGCUGCUGCUGUUGAAGCUCCUGCUAAUGGUGGGCACAAGGAAGUGUCUCAGCAUCAGGAACUUUCUGAAGAUGAGUUGGAGAACAAACGCGCUCAAUUGCUGAGGGAAUUACAAAUGCAGCAGGAAGACAAUUAA
Molecule: messenger RNA, 2547 nt
Organism: Cotesia congregata
Lineage: Eukaryota; Metazoa; Arthropoda; Insecta; Hymenoptera; Braconidae
Source: the annotation of a GenBank genome assembly